Molecule: messenger RNA, 1019 nt
Organism: Fragaria vesca subsp. vesca
Lineage: Eukaryota; Viridiplantae; Streptophyta; Magnoliopsida; Rosales; Rosaceae
Exons: 2
Coding region: 69-1019 (316 amino acids)
Source: RefSeq, a predicted model, not a curated record
AAAGUUGACAGAGAGAAGAGAAGAAGAAGCAUAAAGCAAGAUAUUAGGUGAUAGCUAGAUAUAUAAACAUGGGAGCAUAUAGAAUUAAUCCGGCGAGGUUUCAGAGAGUUGCGGCUGCGUUUGACGAGGGGGCCAGGGUGAGGCUGUGCGAGAGCAGCGGCAGCGAGCACUCGGCUGCGGCGGAGAGCGUUGCCGAUUUGUCUGACCUUGUUAAUUCUUUUAUUGAGCGAGGGAAUUAUAGUGGGGAUUCAAGGGAUGAUGGUGAGGAAAUCGAGAGGGAUUCGUUGGAGACGGAUGAAGAGGUAGAGGGUGGCUAUCGGUCUGAUUCGGAGACCAAGAAUACUCUACAACAGCUGCUUCAUACAAAUGGAGGUGGUGAUGAUGUGAAAGAAAACAUUGUUGCUGAGGUUGAACAUGCUUGCGGUGUAAUCGGGGAUAGGUUGGACAGAGAGUUCAAGAGGAAGCUGACGACUCAUUUGCGCCACAAGGGUUUUGAUGCUGGUCUCUGCAAGUCAAAGUGGGUAAAAUCCAGUCGGUUUCCAGCAGGGGACUACGAAUUUGUUGAUGUCAAUGUAAAUGGAACUCGUUACAUUGUCGAGCCAUUCUUCACCGGAGAAUUUGAAAUCGCCCGUCCCACUAGUCGAUACACAUCCUUACACAAUGUCUUGCCUCAAAUAUUCGUGGGAGAACUCGACGAGCUGAAGAAAAUUGUUAGGAUUAUGUGCGCAGCUAUUAAGAAGUCCAUGAAGAGUGUCGACAUGCCAAUGCCACCAUGGAGGAGAAAUGGGUACAUGCUAGCAAAGUGGUUUGGUUCCUAUAAGCGCACCACAAAUGCAGUUUCUUCUUCAACAAAGGCAUUCGAAUUCGAGGAGAGUUUCAGUGUAAAAAGAUCAGUUGGCUUCGAGGCUCUGCCCCCAAAGUCUUACUAUUGCAGAGACAGUUUUGCUACCAAGAAUGGAUUGAGAAUUGGGAACCUGACUGCCGCCUUUCAAUCCAAAGGCAUCGGCAUGGAGUUAUAG